GGCGCUGGACGUGCUGAAGGACUUUGCGCCGGGAGCCCAGCUGCCGGUUUUGCUCUACAACGGCGAGCCCAAGACUGACACCGUCACCAUCGAGGACUUCCUGGAGGACAAGCUGGCCCCCCCCAUGUUCCCCAGCCUGGUCCCACGGUACAGGGAGUCAAGCCUGGCCGGGAACGACAUCUUCCACAAGUUCUCCACCUUCAUCAAGAACCCGGUGCCUGCCCAGGAUGAAGCGCUGCAGCGGAGCCUGCUGCGGGCCCUGCUGAAGCUGGACGAGUACCUGAGUGCCCCCUUGGAGUACGAGCUGGCCCACGACCCCCAGCUCCGGGUCUCCCAGCGCCGCUUCCUCGAUGGGGAUCAGCUCACGUUAGCCGACUGCAACCUGCUGCCCAAGCUCAACAUCGUUCAGGUCGUGUGCCAGCACUACC
Leptosomus discolor (cuckoo roller) is the source of this 428-nucleotide messenger RNA. NCBI's taxonomy places the organism in Eukaryota, Metazoa, Chordata, Aves, Leptosomiformes, Leptosomidae. The record is from RefSeq and is a predicted model, not a curated record.